Molecule: messenger RNA, 1541 nt
Organism: Anopheles stephensi (Asian malaria mosquito)
Lineage: Eukaryota; Metazoa; Arthropoda; Insecta; Diptera; Culicidae
Gene: Fibp
Product: acidic fibroblast growth factor intracellular-binding protein
Exons: 4
Coding region: 132-1217 (361 amino acids)
Cellular component (GO): nucleus
Source: RefSeq, a predicted model, not a curated record
AUUACCACACGCACACAACCGUGCGCAGAUGUUUACACGGCUGUCAACAGAGCAUAAUCAAAACAAAGUAAAUCUUUUGCAAGUUUGCGACCGUGCCAGUUUUGUAAAUCGUUCAAAAUCAUCGAUAAACUAUGUUUGCCGACGUAAAUGUGGAUGUAUUUAUCAGUAAUUACACAAUAAUCGAUCCGGAAAUCUAUCAACUAUGGGUAGAAGGUUACACGUUCGUGGAAGCGGUCUCGUUACUGAAGCAGAAAGGCGGCAUAUUUGCAGAAGUUCCACCGGAACUGAUCGCAUCGGACGUGCAGGACCACUAUCGUACGUACGCCAUGCUGGAAAAAUUUCUCCACUCGCCACCGAAGCUGUCGGAGCAGCCAACGUUCCAGAUAUGCCCACAGGAUCGGUCGCUGCUAAUCGAGCACUACUACUCACUGGACGAUACGGUCGCACGUGAACUGUUCGGCAAGAAACUGAAUGCCCGCAACCGUAAGGAUCUGGAUGAGGUGGCCGACAAGACGGGCGUACGGUUAAAAUCCUGCCGGCGACAGUUUGACAACGUGAAGCGAAUAUUUAAGGCGGUCGAAGAAACGCAAGGCAAUUUGGCGAACAACAUUCGGCAACAGUUUGUACUGCCGGAGGAGCUGGCCCAGAAGUAUGCGGCGGUCGUGUUUAUCGCCUGUUUGCGCUUCGAAACGACCAAGCGGAAGUUGCAGUACCUUAACUUUAAGGACUUCUACGAAUGUGCACAGGCCCUGAUGACCUUCUGGACGUAUACGUAUCAACAUUCGGGUGCCGACUAUUUGGACACCGAAAUGGACAAAGAGUUUCUGUUAGACUUACGUGAGAUUCGGUACCUGCUGGACAAGGAGAAGGAAAUUAAGCACUUAGUAUCGAUGCGCUUGAAGCCUACCUUGCUGGAGCGUGCGUACCAGGAGGUGGAGAACAACUUUCGCUCCUACUACCGGGCCAUCAUCAUGAUUGCGUGCAAUUUGCACCGGACGCGAGAGCUAAGGCUGCUGUUUGUGGAGAUGACGGAGCGGUUAAUCGAACCGUGGAAGCAGAACGGUUGGACCCGGGAUCAGGUGCAGAUGUUCAUGCAGUGUAUGACACAGUGCGUGCUGGAUUUGGAGGUACCGCGAGACAAUCAGGACAUCAGGUGUCUAUGGGACCGGUACAUGCAGGUCAUAAAUGUGUGCCUGUUUCGUAUGUAUCAUGCAUAAGUUGGGGUUGAUUUCGGGGGGAAAUUGUGCGUACUUAGAGCCGAGGGAAAAAUGCAAUAGUGAUGUAUGUAGGAAAGCAGACACUCUGUUGGUCAUGUAGCUUCAAAUCUCUGUAUCGCUUUUAUAGCUGGUUAGUGCAAUGUUUUAAACUGAAUAAAUACAAAAUAAUUUAUUUGUUGAAACUUUGCUGCAUUUUUCUACGCCAUUUAAAGGAUAAUGUGAGCAAUAAAGUGGGUUAUUGUCUUAAAUUCCAUAGUAAAAAAAGAAUUUGUAAAAUAAAUCUUAUGCAGCUUGAAUUAAAUAAAAAAAAUACGACCUCCUUAA